AUGAGAGUUGCGCAACGUGAACGUACGCAGGCAGACGCAGACGCGCAGCCAGAGCUAUGCAAAGACAAAGAAACUCAAAUAUUUAGUCAGCCUCUUAUUUUUCUUUCCCCCUCUUAUUUGUUAGGCAUCCACAAUCUGAUUGCAAAGAGGAAAGAGAAAAGGGAAAGAGGAAAGAGACUCAUUCACGCGCUAUCCCUCACGGCCUUUUGCUAGUACAAACACAUGUCAUACGUCCGUAUUCGGGUGACCAAACUCUAAGAUCUAUUGCGGGUCAGGAACGGCCGGAAUAUGACGAGACUGAAUACCAAGACGCUGAAGGGAACGAGGGGCCGCAGGAUGAUGAAAGACGCUGGAUGUUUUUCUACGGUGGAAGGCUGAGAUUAAGGCCUAGCCUAAUCCAUCUCUAUCGGAAUCCCUCAACAGUAUGCCCCCCAAUGCAAGGGAUGCGUUGCCCCAUAUUCUUGAGGGAUUUCCACAGGGAUGAAGUGGGGAGAGAUCUAAUGAGACACGACCCGCGGCAACCUCUUGUGGUACAGUUAAGGGUGGCCCUUGUGGAUGUUCUUGUGGUCCGUAUCAGUGGUUGGAAAUCAUUUGGUCCCUGUUGGCAGUCUGCACUGAACUUUGUGCGAUAUUAAUCGUAUUGUAUUGUAUUGUUCAGUAAUUUAGAUCAAGCAUGAUAGGUACAAGCGUUCUAUUGCUUUUGCUAUCCUCAUCAUAAGAACCAUCCGUCAAGUAGAUUUCAACAAGGAAUUUCUCGUCUAAGGAGCUUGCCGCAGACGCUCCGCCGACCCGCCUCGAAGAGACCGCCACGUACUAUUAAGGGUUACCAAAUUACAACUACAUGUACCUACAUGUACCUACUACCUGCUUACCAAGUUACCCAGAAGCGUUACCAAAGCACACAUUUCCCGGCCUACUAAUUGUAGUUUUUCUAGUAUAAGAAGGGAAAUGUUAACGUCAAGUAGGACCUUUAUUAUUUUUGUAAGAAGCUAAUGGUCUUGAGAUUGUAAGAAGCUAAAUGUCAAGUGCGAUGUUCUGAAGAAUGUUUAUGCUGUGCUGUAUACCCCAUGAAUUAAUGGGUGUACUACUACUACUGCUAGUGUCUCUACUCAGCCUCUAAUAAUAGGAGAGGAGCCACUAUCGCAGAAGACGACUCUUCCGAAACUACUCCAGUGCCUCGAUCUAGGAGACGGGCUGCUGCUAAGAGAAAGCAACCAAAGGAGCGUUCUUCGAGUUCUAUUACGGCUGUAAGGAUUUAGAGCUUAUUGUUUUUUGUAUCUUUGCCUAGUUAGGGGUCCGGGUCCACCACAGAGAGAUCUUAUAUAUGUUCCAGGGGCCAAGGGGCCUUCCCCCGCGAUCUAACUCUUUCAGGGGGGGGUAUAUUAAUAUAAGGUGAGACCUCUGGGGCUGGCAGGACCACGACAGCGCCGGCGCCUAUUUAGUAGUAGAUAAGUACUUGCCUGCCCUUUCUUUUUUCGGUUUUUGUUUUUUCUAGUUAGGUAUGCUCCACCAACAAUAUAGGAGAGAUCUUACACCUUUAAGAGCGACUUCGUUUUCCUAGGUAGACGUACCGUGAGCGUACCUAGGAGUAGAUCUAAUUCCACCAUCGCAUCCGCAAACAGCACAAAGAAGAAGAGGAAAGGUCCGGAUGGAGAGGAAUUUUGACAAGAGAAAACUAGAAAAGCUGUCGUAUUUUUGGUUCUUGUCGGCGUAUCACAAUAUUAAGUAUUUUUGUAGAGCAAAUAGUAUGUUUGUAAGAAUAGGUCUAGGUGGUCGUGGAUGAGUAAAAGCUUCGAUUGUGGUCACGAGUAGAGUUUAUCUAGAGCAAUUACAAUUACAAUUUCGCAUUACAAUUUCCCAGUAAUUUUUUUCAUCCUUUUGAUUCAAAUCAUUUAAAUGUCAACGCACAUCUUGAAAAUCAGCAAAGUUUGAGAUUAGUUAUAAAUUUGAGAUUCAUUAGUUGUAACAUUCCUGAAUUCACAGUGACAUCAAAAAUCAGUAACAUCGUCGAGAAUCAGUAACCUUAAAGAUUAGCAAAAGCGAAAGUCAGUCGUUUCGAAAAAUAGUGUCAGCAUCGAUUACAAGUGGCAAGCGGAAUAUCAAGAAGAGUAACGAAAUUAAGAACGCGGCCUGCAAGAACUUGUAUAGAUUAGAAGACAUCCACCUGCUGAAACAAAAUGAAGUUGUGGGUGUUAAAUCGCCUCAAAAGCUAAAGCUUUCUUGUUACAACUACCUCUCCAUAGAUCUAAUCUACAUGCCAACGAGCUAUCCUCUUCAGCUUUCUGACAAAUCGUUUCUCUGACAAGACCCAAGAUCGCGAUAAAGAGGGCCUAGUAUCAAUCCAUCCAGUAACUAGGAUUGUAUAUCGUCGCACAGGCACAGAAGAGGAGCUGUAUUUUUUUAGUAGUAACAAGUUCUGAAAGCGAGGAGGUACCAGAAACUGAAUUAAGUAGUAAGUUCUGGCAGCCAAGAGUCGAGUCACCUUGCAGAGUACUACCAGACGAUUAGUAAAAAAACGCAAACAAGGGUCUUCCAAAUCUGAAAUCUCUGAGACGGAAUUUCUAUAGAAGCACCAAGAACUCGUACUCAUGAUCGCAAAACGAACACGAUAACGACAAGAAAGAGUCGAGUUUGCAAAAAGGG
Molecule: messenger RNA, 2643 nt
Organism: Amoebophrya sp. A25
Lineage: Eukaryota; Dinophyceae; Syndiniales; Amoebophryaceae
Source: the annotation of a GenBank genome assembly